This is a messenger RNA of Ophidiomyces ophidiicola, 1059 nucleotides long. It is a transcript of the gene RFC4, whose product is annotated as replication factor C subunit 4. NCBI's taxonomy places the organism in Eukaryota, Fungi, Ascomycota, Eurotiomycetes, Onygenales, Onygenaceae. Gene Ontology annotation, cellular component: Elg1 RFC-like complex; nucleus; Ctf18 RFC-like complex. Bases 1 to 1059 code for a protein of 352 amino acids. The transcript is spliced from 5 exons. Gene Ontology annotation, molecular function: DNA binding; DNA clamp loader activity; ATP binding. Gene Ontology annotation, biological process: DNA repair; DNA-templated DNA replication. The record is from RefSeq and is a predicted model, not a curated record.
AUGGUACAGGCGGAAUCUUCUCACGCUGUCGCCAAAAACGCGCAGCGCGUCAAUACUGCGGGUACACCUUCAGACUAUGAGCUACCAUGGGUAGAGAAAUAUAGACCGAUUUUGCUUGACGAUGUCGUUGGAAAUACAGAGACUAUCGAGAGACUUAAGAUAAUCGCCCGAGAUGGCAAUAUGCCUCAUGUUAUUAUUUCUGGAAUGCCGGGAAUCGGAAAGACAACGUCCAUUUUAUGCUUGGCAAGACAAAUGCUAGGGGAUACUUACAAGGAGGCCGUAUUGGAGCUCAAUGCUAGUGAUGAACGAGGUAUUGACGUUGUUAGAAACCGAAUCAAGGGAUUUGCUCAAAAGAAGGUGACUCUCCCUCCUGGAAGGCAUAAGCUGGUAAUUCUGGAUGAGGCGGAUAGUAUGACAUCUGGGGCACAACAAGCCCUGCGACGCACUAUGGAGAUAUACUCUGCGACUACCAGAUUUGCCUUUGCAUGCAACCAAUCGAACAAAAUUAUAGAGCCACUUCAAUCCCGUUGCGCCAUAUUACGCUAUUCUCGGCUAACGGACGCGCAAGUCGUCCAGAGACUCAUGCAAAUAUGUGAGGCAGAAAGUGUAAAACACUCCGACAAUGGAAUUGAAGCCCUUGUAUUUAGUGCUGAAGGAGAUAUGCGCCAAGCAAUAAACAAUUUACAAAGCACCUGGGCUGGUUUUGGAUUUGUAAGUGGUGACAAUGUUUUCAGGGUGGUCGAUAGUCCGCAUCCCGUCAAAGUCCAGGCUAUGAUUAAAGCUUGUUAUGAGGGCAAAAUUGAUGCUGCAUUGGACGCACUAUCAGAAUUAUGGGAGCUGGGGUAUUCAUCGCAUGACAUUAUUUCAACUAUGCUGCGCGUUACUAAAACAAUUCCGACCCUUUCAGAGCACUCGAAGCUUGAGUUUAUAAAAGAAAUUGGCUUUGCACACAUGCGCAUCCUAGAGGGCCUACAGACUUUUGUACAGCUCAGCGGUUGUGUAGCGAAAUUAUCCAAGAUCAACAUGAAGCCAGAACUUUUCAAGCCAUCGAAAGGAUGA